Molecule: messenger RNA, 1007 nt
Organism: Tachyglossus aculeatus (Australian echidna)
Lineage: Eukaryota; Metazoa; Chordata; Mammalia; Monotremata; Tachyglossidae
Gene: CLNS1A
Product: chloride nucleotide-sensitive channel 1A
Exons: 7
Coding region: 94-837 (247 amino acids)
Biological process (GO): chloride transport; mRNA cis splicing, via spliceosome; cell volume homeostasis
Cellular component (GO): spliceosomal complex; cytosol; methylosome
Source: RefSeq, a predicted model, not a curated record
GGGCAGGAGGAGAAGGAGGAGGAGGAGAAGAAGAAGAGAGCAGAGGCCCGCACGGGGCCGGCCGGGCCUGUUCGUCCGAGCCUCCGCAGAAUAAUGAGCCUGUCCCUGCAGAGGCUCCCGCCCCCGGGCGCCGGGGAAGGCCUGCGCCGACAGCAGCCCCACACCGACGCCCUGCUCGACGGCAGGGCCCUGGGCACCGGCACCCUCUACAUCGCCCACAGCCGCCUGUCGUGGCUGGAUGGGUCGGGCCUGGGCUUCUCCCUGGAGUACCCCUCCAUCAGCCUGCACGCCGUCUCCCGGGACCUGAGCGCCUUCCCCAGGGAACACCUGUACGUCAUGGUCAACGCCAAGUUCACAGAGGACGAGCCGAAGGAGGCGCCCAUGGCCGAGGGCGAUGGCCGGGACCAGAGCGGCGAUGACGAGGAUGACGAUGAAGCGGAGCCCAUUGCGGAGUUCCGGUUCGUGCCCGCCGAUAAUUCUGCACUGGAGGCCAUGUUUUCAGCCAUGUGUGAGUGCCAGGCGUUGCACCCGGACCCCGAGGACGAGGAUUCAGACGACGACUACGAGGGAGGAGAGUACGACGUGGAGGCCCACGAGCGGGGCCAGGGCGACCUCCCCACCUUCUACACGUACGAGGAAGGCCUGUCCCAGCUGACGGCGGAAGGCCAGGCCACGCUGGAGAGGCUGGAAGGGAUGCUGGCCCAGUCGGAGGGCAGCCGGUACCACAUGGCCGGUGUGCGAACCGAAGACUCCUCCAGGGAUUUUGAAGAUGGGAUGGAGGUGGACCCCCCGCCGGCGGUUGCGGGGCAGUUCGAAGACGCCGAUGUUGAUCACUGAAGAGGGUGAUCCGGGCCUCCACCCAGAUGCCACCUGUUCCCGGAGCGGCCUGGACCACGGCCGCGGAGUGAGGGCUGGGCUCACCUCCUGUCUGUAAAUGCUUUUUAUAUGUGCGCGAGGCUUCCGUGGCCAUAGGGGAGCGGUUUUUUUUAAAUAAACGGUUCCGUGCA